CAACCGCUACUUGGACGAUACUUGUGAAGUUGCGACACACGCGUGCGCGCGCGCGCGCGCGCACCACGGUACGUCGUCGUGCACGCAUCGGCCGGCGGUGACACGCGGCUACUCCGAAAAAAAAAUAUAUAUCCGCUGUCGCACACACGGGCGCCUCCUUUCUGCGUCUCGUUCGGAUUAGACUCUCUCUCUCUCUCCCUCUCUCUCUCUCUUCGUACUCCAUUCGCGUUCGCGCGGCGAUGCUAUCGAUGUGUGGUACAUAGAACCGCGCAAGUGUGUACAGUGUGUGUACGUGUACGAAGUGUACAGUACGCAUGGAAUAAACGUGUCCCCGUCGUCGCUGUUUGCCUUUCGCGUGUAUACGUGCGUGUCGUGCGCGCUGUCCGCUCCCUCUUUCCGUGUCUCUCGCCUCUCUCCCUCUCUCUGUCUUUCUUUCUCGCUUUUCGAACGGUGUGUACGCGCAUACGUGCGUAUGUACCACCGGAAUUCGCGAACGCACGCCACGAGUUUGCGAGGUACGCCGAUCAGCGAAGCGGCGUGCGAUACCGGAACAGAGUGCCUCGUGGACGAUGUCGGAUCGGAUCGUCCGGUUGCAGUUUCGCGACGAACCGUUAGACACGUUUUCACCUCCGCCGAUCGCCGGUCGCCGCCGCGAAGCUUCCACUCGAAUUUUCGCGAUUUCUUCCUUUUCUCUCUUCGUGAAUGCGCAAACAUUGAUGUCCCGAUCGCGACAAUCGCGAUUCCAAUCCCCUAAUGCCGAUUAAUUUGCGACAGGUUUGCACGUUCCUGCGACAUCCUGAAAAAAAGUUUUCCGUGUGAAUACUUGUGCGGUAAAAACACGCCAACAUAAGGAGUAUAUUGCUCUUUUGUGGCGAACUCGAAAGUGAAUGUAGUAAAUAAUAGACGUUUGAUAGUUAAUGUCGAUGGGUCGUAUGAAUAAGAACAAAUGCUUGGUAAAAAAUCUCUGCAUGUAUCUAAACGUAUAUCACAAGAAGAGACAUUUAAGUUUCUGGAUGUAGAGCGAUAUUACUUCUUCUCUCAAAAUAUUAAUGAGCGAGAUAAUAAAAAUCCAGACCUUCAGUAUGGUGUGAGUUGUCAUGACUCUUCUAUUGUUCCCAACAAUGGAAUACACAUAUUUGACGUUGCGCCACAAUGGGCGCUAUCAAACAAUUUGCAGUGGAUUGAUCUGCAAGCAUUGGUAGCACAUAAUACUGUGCAAGACAUAUAUGAUUUACAUCACAAAGAGAAAAAUAUCACGGAAGCUAGUAAUCUAAGUUCAAUAUAUUCUACAAAGUUAUCGCAAACGGCACAACACAAUGAUAGGAUAGUGAAUUUUAAUAUACUAGAUAGUACGGUUAAUAAAUCACUAUCCGGACAAACGAGAAAACUGCAGAAAGAACAAAACGAUAGGCUGGAUAACUACCAGAAGGAUUUUGGUGUAGAGACAAAACUUAAAUUAUUAAGUAUCAAUAAAACGACGGAAUCCAUACAUUCAUUCACAAAAAAUCAAACCAAAAUUUUGCCUGAAUCGAGGAAAGAAAUUUAUCAUGAUACAGAUAUUAAUUUUUUUAAUUGUAUGUCAAAGUAUUCAAUUAAUACGCAAAAUGUCGAAACUGAAUUGAAACUCGCAUCAGACAAUAUUGAGCACAAUAAGGAAAAGGAAGUUUGCAACUCUGAUAGUACUAUUUCUGUAGUCGUUAAUGAGCCACUUGAUUUAGUAAUACAUUCGAAAAAAAGUACACAACGUAGUCAUAGUGAGGCAAAAGAUCGUAUCUGUAGUUAUCCAUAUUCAUCAAUUGGUGAUAAAGGGACACUUCUGGAUGGUGCCAUUUUAAGAAAGAUAGAUCAUUCCCCUAAUAUACAGACUUAUAAUGCAGAGUACAAGAAUAUAGAUUAUGGUUUAUUGAAAUUUUUUGAUUUAAAUGAGUUGUCAUCUAAUUCAGAUAGAGAUAAAGAAUCAUUGAAAACCAUCAGUAAGUUGCAUACUAAUAGCAGUGAAACAAACGGAAGAACUGUAACAAACAACGACUUGAAACAAGAGAGAGCGCAUAUCUUGGACAAAUACGUCACGCAUGUAUUACCAUCGCGUUUAAGUAGUGACAGUAAAACAUCGUCUUGGACACAUUUGCAGUCGAAUGCCAAAUGUAACAAUAUCAAGAGAGAGUAUACCAAGGAAGAGGCACGCAAGUCAGAAAAUACUGAUCUGGUGCAACUGACUGCUUGCAUCCCAAAAUUAAGCAAUUGGGCGUGUUUCGAAAUGUCAGGACAGUAUCCAGGUCAUAGCCGACCACCGGUUGGCACACCUCCACCGCAAACUGUCUGGAAUCAUCUCACUAUGGCACAGGGACAAGCUCUCAAUAUGCACCCAACAGCAUUAUCUGGUACUGCAUUGAGUCCAGCUGGGUUCUACACACAUCCAUCUAUGGCGCGAGCAUCCCAUCUACCGUCUCAACUUACUCCUCAACUCGCUCAUACGCAAGCACCACCGACGUGGCACACACCCACCGUCCCUUCGAAAAGUGUUACGCCGGCUAACACACCGGGCAAUCCUCUAUUCAACUUACAAAUGUUAGUGGAUAAUCGGCCAAAUCAAAAUCAAUACAGAAACUCGCCCGGUUCGCAGAGUACGUUAGAUCUCUCGUCCACAUCGGAGAUGUCCAUUCCGGAGAAUUAUUCUCGAUUACCUCAGGAUAUUCCUAUCAGUUUGACCGCAAGAAACGUAGACAAGGGCAGUCGAAACGGCAAUAUAAUCUCACCGCCGAUUCCGCUGAAUGGGGAGACUUCGUCAGAUAGCGGAAUCAGCUCGUCCGUACCGACGCCGAAUUCCGUCAGUGAACCGGUCUCACUAUCAACGAAAGAGCUCACUACUCCUAAAAUAACAGUGAAAAACUUUGAGAGCAAUAUAAAGGGAGUCGCGAAUCUUCACGAUAAAAAGGAAAUAAAUGUAGAUAAUUUUUCGCAGAAAGUGAUAAAUUUGCCGCCUAGUGUGACGAUAGAGAGAGUGAUCGCGGACAAGAAGGAAUCCGAAACUGUGAAACCUAAGGACACUCUAAGUGUUAUCGCGCAAGUGCCAAGGAAUGUCUUACCUGUUAUAGUUAAUCUCACCAAAAUAGAAAAGGAUGUUACAGAUAGCCCUAAAAGGGAAUCCUCCUCCGAGAGAGACAGGAAGCAUGACGAGACGAGCGUGAGAUCGCCUAAGAAUUUACCGAAGAGAGGAAAGAAAGGUGUCGAUUCUCUAUUAGAGAAAUUGGGGGAUGGAAAUAAGAAGCUUGGAAGUAGCGAGAAUAUUGGCUCAGUGAUUGUAACGCCAAUAGAGGAGAAGGACACGUCCAGUGUUAAAAGCAUGUCGCCGGAGAGACAAAAGUCUAAAUCGCCAAAUCGCGAAGAUGAGGUCGUAUCGCCAGCUUUCAGCAAUGACGACUCGAACGACAAUACCAAGCAGCGAAGGAAAAGAAAACUUGAAAAGCCUGUCAGACUGAGUAAGGACUCGAAAACGGAAGUUGAAGAUAUGGAACUCGAACCUACGGAACCCACGGAAUCGAGAAUUAUCGAUUCGAUAUCAGAAGAGGCGGCUAGCUCCGCGCCAACGACUGAUUCGGUUAAGACCGAAGAGCAGAUUGCUAGAGGAGCGGAAGAGAGAAUAUCGAACAAGACAAUAGUGGAUGAGAAUGCGGAGGAAAUAUCAGAGGAGAAUCAGCCGAUUCGAAGGCGAAGAAGUAGCGAUGAUACUGCGAUUAGUAACUUGACAAAUCCGGCGAAUCAAAGGGUACGAAGAAAAUCCAGUGACGAUGCGUCAUCUGAAUUGUCCAAGGUGACGAGUCCGAAAACCGCGAACAACACAACGACAUCGACAACAAAUGCUUUUGUUGAGGUCGAGUCAGAACUGGCGAAGAUGUUCGCCGGAAUAGUAGAAGCGGAUUCAGAUGUCAAAAAUGAAGAAUCAAAAGCAGAACUUGCAAAUGCGGAAAUUCAAGGCGACAGCGAUGCUGCGAAAAUCGAAGGUCUCGAAAAUAGUAUUCUGUCGAUGACGACGGAUUCUCAGAACGCUCAGAACAAUCCCAUUGAUGUUUCUUCAACUGUGGACACAAAGUUAUCAGGAAAAAAGGGUAAAAAGAGCAAAACGCAAGGCAAAAGAAAAAUAUCCAGGUCGUCGGAAAAUAUUUUCGGCACAGCGAGUGAUUCUCUACCGAAGGAAACGAAGAAGAGGCGAAUAUCUAAAGGUUCGAAGAAACAAGAUCAGAUUUCGAAGAAGGCAAAGAAAAACACCAAGGUCGACGGCCUCAGGGAGAUGGCAUAUGAUUCUGGCUCGAAUGCGAGUUCGAUUAGAUCGCGGGGUCCGGUAGUCCAUGUAGAGGGCCCUAGAGAUAGUCCAUUGAGCAUCCAAGUGGUCAAUGCACCGCGGGAAGAGGAGGAAGAAAAAACUAAGGAGAAACGAAAAAGCGUCGGCAACGGAAACGGAGGCCGAAGUAAAAGACUCAGUCAUCAGAACGAUUUAGAUUAUAGAGGUAAAGUUAGUAGAGCAGGUCUCUUCAGUUCAACUUUAUCAUCGCGAUACGAUGCACACACCACAGAUUCGACCUGGGUCUGUGUAUUUUGUAAGCAAGGUCCUCAUUCUGUUAUACCCGGAGAUCCGUCCAGGCCACAUCCGAAUUUGGCCGGACCGCACAUUGCAACUGGAACAUACACAGUUCCAGCUGGUGUAUUAGGCGAUUUAUUUGGACCAUAUUUGAUCGGCAAAGAACGAUUAGAGGAUGGUAUUUUAUCGGCUGAUGAACAAGAAAUUACGACGGAACAAAAGAAAGGCGGCAAGAAUAAGAGGAGUUUAAGGUAUGCGGGUUUGGCGGAUCAGUUCUCUGCAAAGAUGGGUAAGAAAAAACGGAACUCAAUUGAAAGUAAUACAAAUACCAUCUUCACGGGUAUGACUCUAUAUCCCGGUGGAGAGGAGCAACGAUGGGAAGUAUGGCUUCACGAACAAUGUGCGGUAUGGGCAGCUGGAGUUUACAUGGCGGGCGGUAGAGUGACAGGAUUACAAGAAGCGGUAUGGGAUGCCGCCAAGUCGAUAUGUGACUCUUGUGGCUUGACGGGGGCGAACAUUGGUUGCGUGAAACGAGGUUGCAAGGCUGUUACGCAUUAUCCAUGUGCAUUGACGAAAGGUUGGCAUCUCGACACAAAUCAGUACAUACCUAAGUGUAAUCUUCAUCGAGUUACGUGAAACGUUCCGGUGAGUCUGUGAACAUAGGCUAAUGUGAAAAUUAGGUCAUAUUCACAUUAUAUCACUGAAACCGGCUUUAAUUAGAUG
Molecule: messenger RNA, 5299 nt
Organism: Camponotus floridanus (Florida carpenter ant)
Lineage: Eukaryota; Metazoa; Arthropoda; Insecta; Hymenoptera; Formicidae
Exons: 7
Coding region: 947-5212 (1421 amino acids)
Biological process (GO): regulation of transcription by RNA polymerase II
Cellular component (GO): nucleus
Source: RefSeq, a predicted model, not a curated record